GGAGCCAGGUUGAGGUCAUAACCGCAGGACACCAAGCCUUAUAUACAUUGUAUGGGCACCACAGGCUUAGCAUUGUACCACGAAUCCCUCUCAUAUCAAAAUGACUACAAAAGCAGCCUUCAUCACAGGAGCUAAUGGCUUCAUCGGUAGUGCCGUGGCAAGGAAAUUCUCUUCUAAAGGGUGGACUACCUAUGGUUUGAUCCGUCACCAACGCAGCGCACUCGAGCUGAUGAGGAACGAAAUUAUCCCCAUCGUCGGGCUUGCUAGCGAUGUGGCCCAGUGGAUUUCGCGUCUUCCUCCAAUCGAUGUCAUUAUUACCUGUGAUGAAGACCUCUCCAACUACAUAUCACAUCACCAGAGUCGCCUAGCGAUGAUCAAACAGAUCUGCAAGCAUUCUGCAACUCUAGGCAACUCUGUCAAACCGCUGGUGAUUUUCAGUAGCGGGUGCAAGGACUACGGAACUACACCGAUGCAUGGCGAAGUCAAUUUGGCACCACACACAGAAACGAGCCCAUUGAACCCACCGGAAAUCUUACGCCCGCGCACUGAAGCUGCAAUUGAUAUGCUUCAGGGGCAUGGAUCCGACUUUGACUGUGUUGUGACACGUCCAACUACACUCUUUGGAUUGUCAGGCAGUUUCUAUUCGCAUUUCUUCGUCUUGGCUUCCAAGGCCAAAACUGAGAAUGAUGGCGUGCUGGAGCUCCCUGCAAAUCCCAACUCCGUCUUACACGGAACUCAUGUCGAGGACGUUGCAGCUGCGUACUUCAGCUUGGCUACGGCUCCCCGCGAAGUGGUGCGAGGUCAGUCAUAUAACAUCUCCGGUCACCGAUAUGAGACACUUGAGGAGAUUGUUCCCGCCAUCGAUAAAAGUCACGGUAUCAAAGUCAAGUACCGCGAAUAUCAAGAAUCAGAUGCAGAAACCUUUGGUCUAUAUGUCCUUGCACUCUUUAGAUUCCCACAGUGGGUUGGAUCUGAGAAGAUCAGAACUCAAUUAGGCUGGGCGGAUACGAAACCACUCUUUCAUAAAGGGUACGAAGUUUAUCGUAAGGCUUAUGAGGCCGCGAUAUCGCAAGACUCUCAACAGGUGGAACGACUACUCGGCAAAAGAGCAGCUGGAACCUUGUAAAACACACAACUGCAAAGCAUGAGACCAGGCUUGAAGAGGAAUUUGCUGGUUCGGUCUAAUGAGACUGGUUCCAAAGCAAAUAUACAAUUAGCCUUGGAGCUUUGUGCCCAGGGCCAGGUGGUGCCAGAAAUUGAAUUAGUUCACCUAAACCGCAUUGACACAGCGCUUAAUAGAAUUAAGGCGGGUAAGAAUGGGAAAGCUUCUUGUAAAUUUUCAGGAUUGAAAGAAUUGAGCUUUUGGUUGGAUCGUUCGAGAAAUCAUUUGAUCGGUCUACGGUGUUAUCUAGACGGACAAGCGCUUGCUGCGAGGGGUUCCGUACAUUCUCAGCCUGCGUGCCCGUAGAGAGCAAUUGUCUUGAGAUUUGUACGGGACCAGUGCCCUGCUCUGGGAUAUGGAAAAUCAUCCACAUCGAAGAUACAACUAUUGAUUAUAGCUAAACUAGGCUUUUCGAACCCACGGGGCUGAAGGCUUAGUCUGGCGAUCUGGCGCUCCGGGGUUUACAGUAAACCCAUUUAUGGCAAUUCAAG
This is a messenger RNA of Exophiala mesophila, 1653 nucleotides long. RefSeq lists its product as uncharacterized. The transcript has a single exon. The record is from RefSeq and is a predicted model, not a curated record. The coding region runs from base 101 to 1126 and encodes 341 amino acids. Lineage: Eukaryota; Fungi; Ascomycota; Eurotiomycetes; Chaetothyriales; Herpotrichiellaceae.